GGGCGGUGAUUAUUCGAGACUAGACUAAAGACAAAUGCCAAUUGAGGAGGUGGGCAUGGAUUCUCUGCUGAGAUUUUUCUGUGUCACCAAUAUCUAACAAGUCUCGACCCAGCCCCAAGUUGCAUGUAGUCAAGAACUCUCCAAGCCUUCUCCAUAUAAGUUUAAGCCAGAAUUCGAGUUGAUCGCCGAAACUUGACUUGUUUUCUCUUCAUUCUUAUCAUCAAUACCCAACUGAUACCUACUCUUGCUCCAUUGAGCUUUGUGAUACCCCGCACCUAAUCCUACAACAUACCUAUUAUACCCAAUACUCACUAUUCAAGAUGGCUGCUGAACUCCCCAAGACCAUGAAGGCUCUCAGAUAUGAGAAGCCCGAGGACUGGAGCAUCGUCGAGGUGCCCCUGCCCAAGAUCCGCGCUGGUGAUGUCUUGAUCAAGGUUAAGGCUUGCGGUGUUUGCGGAACCGAUCUUCACAUCCACGAGGGCGAGUUCAUCGCCAAGUUUCCUCUCAUCCCCGGUCAUGAAACAAUUGGUGUUGUUGUUGACAUGGCACCUGAUGUGAAGGGCUUCAAGAUCGGUGACCGUGUCGCCGCUGACAACUCCGAACUUUGUGGCCACUGCUUCUACUGCCGUAGAGGCGAGGCUCUGCUUUGCGAGGACUUCUCUGCCCAUGGUGUCCUGAACUUGGACGGCGGUUUCGCUGAAUACUGCAACUAUCCUCAGGGCAAGCUUUUCAAGAUCCACAACAUCAGCGACGUUGAUGCCACCCUCAUCGAGCCUGCUUCUUGCGCCAUGCACGGUCUCGAGAAGAUCGCCCCCAAGGCCGGUUCUCACGCUCUAUUGAUCGGUGCUGGUCCCACUGGUCUUAUGAUGGCCCAGUUCUUGAAGAACUCUGGUGUCUCUCAGUUGACUAUCGCCGCGCCUGAAGGUACCAAGAUGGAUUUGGCCAAGAGCCUCGAUGCUGCCGACACCUACAUUUCUCUGUCCCGAAAGGACUCUGCUCCUCAGUGGGAGCAACUGAAGAAGGACAACCCUUACGGUUUCGACAUCGUCGUUGAGGCAUCCGGAAGCUCCAAGGUCCUCGAGGACGCUAUCAACUAUGUCCGUCGUGGAGGCAAGCUUGUCUGCUAUGGUGUUUACCCUAGCUCUGCUCGUGUCUCGUGGGCUCCUUCCAAGAUCUUCGGUGAUGAGAUCACCAUCAUUGGUUCCUUCUCUGAGACCUUCAUGUUCCCCGCCACUGUCGACUACCUCGACAGCGGAAAGAUCAAGACCAAGGGUAUUGUCAACAAGACCUUCAAGUUGGAGCAAUGGGGCGAGGCUCUCGAGAGCAUCCGAAACAAGUCCGCCAUCAAGGCUGCUAUUGUCUUUGACUAGAUGUGGCACAUCUUGUAUAGAGGAGGAACACCGAAUAGACGGGAAGUUCAAGUCUCUAGAUCUUUAUGACGAUAUGAAAUCAUGUUACAGGGCUAGUCAAAUGUAUGGUCUAGGUCCUUCUA
Truncatella angustata is the source of this 1492-nucleotide messenger RNA. RefSeq names its product NADP-dependent mannitol dehydrogenase. The coding region runs from base 321 to 1370 and encodes 349 amino acids. The record is from RefSeq and is a predicted model, not a curated record. Gene Ontology annotation, molecular function: oxidoreductase activity; zinc ion binding. The transcript has 4 exons. Lineage: Eukaryota; Fungi; Ascomycota; Sordariomycetes; Amphisphaeriales; Sporocadaceae.